This is a messenger RNA of Paraphaeosphaeria sporulosa, 957 nucleotides long. RefSeq names its product Aldo/keto reductase. The coding region runs from base 1 to 957 and encodes 318 amino acids. The transcript has a single exon. Gene Ontology annotation, molecular function: oxidoreductase activity. The record is from RefSeq and is a predicted model, not a curated record. Lineage: Eukaryota; Fungi; Ascomycota; Dothideomycetes; Pleosporales; Didymosphaeriaceae.
AUGGCUGAGAUCAAAGCCGUCUUUGGCGGCGCCGCCUUUCCAAACGGCGCGUACGCCGACGCAAAGGUACAGGCCGAGGCUCUCGACGUCCUCCAGAAAGCAGGCGUUAACGUCAUCGACACCGCGCGUCUGUACGCCGGCUCCGAGGAGGCGAUCGGCAAGCUCGAAGGCCGCACCAACUUUACCAUCGACACAAAACUAAAAGGCGGCUUCGACAAGGGCAACCUCGGCAAAGACCAGGUGAUCAAAGACAUCGACGACAGCCUGCAAAAGCUCCGCAUCCCCCAAGUCGACAUUCUCUACAUCCACGCACCAGACGACUCGAUCCCCGUCGCCGACACCCUCGCCGGCAUCGACGCCGCCUUCAAAAAGGGCCAAUUCCGCCGCUUCGGCCUGUCCAACUUCACGCCGCAGCAGGUCCAGGAGGUCUACGACAUCGCAAGUGAGAAGGGCUAUGUGAAGCCCACCGUCUACCAGGGCAACUACUCCCCCGUCGCGCGCCACCUCGAGACCAUCCUCUUCCCCACCCUCCGCAAGCUCGGCAUCGCCUUCUACGCUUACUCCCCGCUGGCAGGCGGCUUCCUGACCAAGACGCCCGCGGACCUAGAUGCCGGCGCCGGCCGCUUCAACGAGCAGGCAAUCGGGGGCAUGUACUUGCGGCUAUAUAACAAGCCGAGCCUGCGUGCGGCGCUGGGUGAGUGGAACAAGAUUGCGGAGGCCGAGGGCGUGAGCAAGGCCGAGCUGGCGUACCGCUGGGUGGGGUACAACUCUGCGUUGAAGGCGGAGCUUGGGGAUGCGGUCAUCUUUGGGGCGAGCAAAAUCAGCCAGAUUGAGCAGACGGCCGGGGGGCUGAAGAAGGGCGCCUUGAGCAAGAGCGCCGCGGAGAAGAUCGAUGAGAUCUGGGAGAGCGUGAAGAAGGAGGCGCCGACGGACAACUUUGGCGCGAACGUGGCGUAA